Molecule: messenger RNA, 3629 nt
Organism: Dicrocoelium dendriticum
Lineage: Eukaryota; Metazoa; Platyhelminthes; Trematoda; Plagiorchiida; Dicrocoeliidae
Source: the annotation of a GenBank genome assembly
UGACCUUGUUUUGCAUCUGCUUCUCUUGAUCCGUCGCGCCUACCCUGAUGGAGAAUCCUCAUUCUCCGACUUCUGAAGAGGUCCUUAAUUUCUUCAACACAAGUGAAGAGAAUGGGCUUAGUGAAAAGCAGAUUGCUUCCGCUCUUGAAGAGUACGGUUAUAAUGAGUUGCCCCCCGAGGAAACUAAGCCAUUAUGGAGGCUUGUAUUAGAGCAGUUUGAUGACUUGCUUGUAAAGAUAUUAUUAAUCGCUGCCACCAUUUCUUUUGUUCUUGCCUGGUUUGAAGACAGCGAAGAUGCCACAACAGCUUUUGUUGAGCCGCUCGUAAUAAUGCUUAUUCUGAUAGUUAACGCGAUUGUCGGCGUUUGGCAGGAACGUAACGCAGAAUCCGCUAUAGAAGCCCUUAAGGAAUAUGAAUCGGACACGGCCAAGGUGAUUCGUCAGAAUAGUAGGGGAACGCAGUUAAUAAAAGCGCGAGAGCUUGUCCCUGGGGAUGUCGUAGAAGUAGCUGUCGGUGACCGCGUCCCAGCUGAUAUCAGAAUCAUCCACAUACUGAGUACGACUUUACGCGUAGAUCAAUCAAUUUUAACCGGGGAGUCUGUUUCUGUACUGAAGCACUCUGAUCCCGUCUCCGGCACACAUGCGGUGAAUCAGGAUAAGAAGAACAUGCUGUUCAGCGGUACCAAUGUGGCCUCUGGUAGGUGCCGUGGUGUCGUAGUUGGCACAGGAUUGUCCACUGAAAUUGGGAAGAUUCGUGAUCAAAUUAUGCAAACAGAACAGGAAAAAACCCCACUGAGCCAGAAAAUUGAUGAAUUUGGCACUCAGCUUUCUAAGGUUAUCACCUUAAUUUGUAUUGCUGUGUGGUGUAUAAACAUCGGUCAUUUCAACGAUCCCGUUCAUGGUGGUUCUUGGCUUCGAGGAGCCGUGUACUACUUCAAGAUUGCUGUUGCUCUGGCUGUGGCUGCCAUCCCAGAAGGCCUGCCAGCCGUGAUUACUACUUGCUUGGCUCUAGGUACUCGGCGCAUGGCUCGCAAAAAUGCUAUUGUUCGUUCUCUACCGAGCGUGGAGACGUUGGGUUGCACUACUGUUAUUUGUUCCGACAAAACUGGAACCUUAACAACGAACCAGAUGACCGUGGUUCGCAUGUUCACUUUCGCUGAUGGGAUCCAAGGAGCUCGUGGCGGAGAUGGUCUACCCCUUUCGUUCGACGAAUUUGAAGUCACCGGCUCUAAAUAUGCCCCGGAAGGAUCCGUCUUACACAAAGGUCGAAAGAUCGACUGUACGAACAACCCGUGCUUGGUGGAGUUGGCUCACAUAUGUGCGUUAUGCAACGACUCCGGUUUAGAAUUCAACGAAACUAAACAUACCUUCGAGAAAGUUGGAGAGGCUACCGAGACUGCUCUCAUUUGCCUUGCAGAGAAAAUGAAUGUUUCCGGUGUAGCCAAAUCACAUCUGAGCAAUCGACAGCUUGCCAUGGCUUGUAGCCGCAACUUACAGGAACUUUAUCACAAAGAGUUCACUCUGGAGUUUUCCCGAGAUCGGAAAUCUAUGUCAGUCUACGUGAUUCCCAAGAGCGGCGAAAAGCGGGGGAAACUGUUUGUAAAGGGCGCUCCGGAGUCGAUUCUGGAUCGCUGCACUCAUGUGCGUACCAAAAACGGAAAAGUGUUGCUCACACCUGAAUCAAAAGAUGAAACUUUGCGCAAGUUAGCCACCUAUGCGACUGGCCGUGAAACUUUACGCUGCCUUGCUUUGGCCACUAAAGAUGAUCCUCCACCACGGUCACAGUUCCAGUUGUCGGAUCCACUGACCUUCAAGGAUUAUGAGUCCGGUCUCACACUUGUUGGAGUUGUCGGUAUGCUGGAUCCACCGCGGUGCGAAGUGGCAGACAGCAUUCGAGAUUGCACCAAUGCCGGAAUCCGCGUGAUUGUGAUCACAGGCGACAACAAAGCUACGGCCGAGGCUAUUUGUCGCCGAAUCGGUCUGUUCGGUGAGAAAGAGGACACCAGAGGCAAGGCAUUCACUGGCCGCGAAUUCGACAUGCUGAGUGUACCGGAGAAGCGGGAGGCGGUCAGACACGCGAAAUUGUUUGCUCGUGUAGAGCCGGCGCAUAAGAGUGAAAUUGUGCAAUAUCUACAGGAUGACGGAGAAAUCUCCGCAAUGACCGGUGAUGGAGUCAACGACGCACCUGCCUUGAAGAAAGCGGAAAUUGGCAUCGCUAUGGGAAGUGGUACCGCUGUCGCUAAGUCAGCCUCCGAUAUGGUACUAGCUGAUGACAAUUUCAGCACUAUCGUGGCCGCCGUGGAAGAAGGACGUGCCAUAUACAACAACAUGAAGCAGUUUAUUCGAUACCUGAUUUCUUCAAAUAUUGGAGAAGUGGUGUCCAUUUUCCUCACUGCUGCUCUCGGAAUGCCAGAAGCUCUUAUCCCCGUACAGUUGCUUUGGGUCAAUCUGGUAACAGAUGGCUUACCGGCCACUGCUCUCGGUUUCAAUCCCCCGGAUUUGGAUAUCAUGCAGAAACCACCAAGAAAUAGUAAAGAACCACUGAUUUCCAGUUGGCUUUUCUUACGCUAUCUGGCGAUUGGCGGUUAUGUCGGCGUUGCAACGGUCGGAUCGGCUGCAUGGUGGUUUAUGCGGUAUUCGGGUGGACCGAAAAUCUCUUACUAUCAGCUGACUCAUCACCUUCAAUGCCACGUGGAACGAGCAGCUUUCACCGGUGUGCCUUGUUCCAUUUUCACAAGUCCGAAACCAAUGACUAUGGCCCUAUCUGUGCUGGUUUUGAUUGAGAUGUUCAACGCCUUAAACAGUUUAUCGGAAAACCAAUCUCUGUUGGCUAUGCCGCCGUGGCGGAACAUCUGGCUCGUGAUCGCAAUCUCUUUCAGCAUGGUGCUUCACUUCACCAUCCUCUACGUGGAUGUUUUCGCUAGAAUUUUUCAAAUCUCUGCUCUCAACUGGGCCGAAUGGUCCGCGGUGGUGAAAAUCUCUCUUCCCGUGUUGCUUUUGGACGAAACUCAAAAGGCAAUCGCUCGAUCAUUGUCAGAACACAAGAACCCCGUGUAUCAAAUUCCACUUCUCUCCUCCAUGUGGUUAGGCUAUUCGGCGCUACUCUAUUACUACCCACUGUGAUGAUGCUCGCUCAUCUUUCGCACCUACACGACAUGUUGCUCCAACGGCCUCGACUCAAAUGUACUUAUAUUCUAAACCCCCAUCUGCAUGCAUUGUUGUCUGUCUGUUUCCAUUCUGCUAAUAAUCAGAUGCAAUUUCUUUUCAUUUCAUUCUCUUCCCCGUUCGGACUCAGUAAUAACGUGCUUUUUCUGCAUUUCAUUGCAACUUCCUCUCACCCCUCUGAAACAUGCGCAAUGCGAUUUCUAUUUUACCCCUGUGUAUUUCCAACUGAGUAUCAGUCCCCUUUUUCGUACACUCAUACCGGUCUGCUAUACGCUGUUUUUCUAUUUAUCAUCACCGCGUCUUGUUAUCCUCUCCCCCCAUCCACCUGCGAGGCGGUGGCAGGGCGACCAUAUGCUUAUUUUUUAUCUCCCCACUGUACCUUUCAUGUUGUGCGCACCUGUCUGUUUUCUUAGCACUGUACCAUAAAUCUCAUCAAUUAUGUCAUCUCCUCUCUAGUCAUAUUCA